This is a messenger RNA of Arachis duranensis, 2911 nucleotides long. RefSeq names its product protein IQ-DOMAIN 24. The record is from RefSeq and is a predicted model, not a curated record. The transcript has 3 exons. The coding region runs from base 1697 to 2656 and encodes 319 amino acids. Gene Ontology annotation, molecular function: protein binding. NCBI's taxonomy places the organism in Eukaryota, Viridiplantae, Streptophyta, Magnoliopsida, Fabales, Fabaceae.
AACAUUGGUUUAUCUUAUCAUGUGGUGAUGAAGUUAAACCCUUGUCCAAAGAUAAUACUGUGGGUUCAAGUGAUACUAAUUGUUGUAAGAUGAGCAUUGGUAGGAAUUGAAGUGAAGUAAGGUCUCUUUCUCAAAAGGGACCACAGUUACUGAAGAUGGGAUUAUGAGAAGACUAGUAGUGCUUAAUUUAUCUUAAUUUUUUUCAUUAAAUGAAAACAAUUAUCACAGUAUUGAGUGCCACAUGUGUUGUUGUCACAUGCUAGCUGCAUUAUUUCGUGUAUUGUGGUUUUGUUCUGCCCUGUGUCCUGUACUUGGGAGUUGGGACCCCAUUGUAUGUGAUGUUGGUCCUCAUGGUUUUACAGUGAGAAAUGGGAAGAGAGUAGUACUAGACUACUACUAGUAUUAGGAUUGUGUGAUAGAAAUCUAGGAAUUAUAUGAUUCAUUCAUAGCAAAAGGGGUUGUAGAGUAGGUGAAGCCAAUAAAAUCUAACUGGGAAAAAUGGGAGGCUUGUGUGUGAAUAUUGUCAUCUUAGUUAAGAUUGGCCCCACAUACUUGGCUACUUAUGAUACUUUACUUUCCUUUUGCCAAAUUAGAAUGUCCCUUUGUACCCAAAAAUAACACCCAACUUGAAGUGGCCCACCAUGCGCCAACCCAUGCAUCAUCAUCCAUGUCUUAGCUCAUGGGCCAAUUUUGCUACCUAGUUAAAAAUAAGUGUAUAGAAAAGUGUACAAGAGAAAUGUAGAUACGAAUAUUAUUUCUCUUUUACUAAUUAUAAAAGAGUGAAGUGUUAAAAUUUUAUUGAACGAUAAGGAAAAUCGAUCCAUGAAAAAUUGAAUAUUUGUCUGAUUUAUACACAAAGUUAAAUUAUUGAUCGGAUGAAUAUGUCAACCAGAAUUCAUUUUUGGAACAUACUUGACAAAUACAUUCGGCCUUUUAUGUGUUAUUUUUGGUCUUUUACUCAUAAGUGAAUGUAAGAAUAGGAGAUUCACGUGCAUGAUGGUAACUACUAACUACCGUUCAUUUUGGUUGGGUAAGGGGUAUGAAAGAGUUGUGAUUUGUGAUUUUUGAACAACUUGUUUCUUGUCAUUUGACAAGUGAAAACCAAAAGGGUUUACUAAUUUACUUACUUUUUUGAAGGGGGGAAAAAAGUUGAUGUUCUAACCUUCACGUGAAACUUCAAAGAAGUAAACACUUGUUAAGGAUACUAUUAUAGUAACAUGUUAGGCUGUAAAGCAUUACUUUCUUUUCUUAUAGUGUUCAAACAUAGGAAGGCUACUAUGUUAAUUAACCUUAGUUAUUUAUAUAUGUCUUCUCCUUUUGCCAUCAUGCUCAUUAUUUCGUGUCAUGUCAAGGUGGGGAAUGUGACACAAGGAAUGAUAUAUCAAUAAGGGGUGACUUUACACUAUGUAUUUGUGUUUCUUAAUCAUUACCUCCAUAACCCCUAACCCACCAUUCUCUCUCUAAUGUCCUUUUCCUUUGCUUUUAAUAUUCUAUACCUUUUUGACAUUCCAUGCUUAUCCUAUAGUACCCUAUCUUAUAUAUCUUAUUGUUUUAGACUCAUGGUAGUGAUAUAUAUAUUUAAUUAAAAUAUGAUAUUGUUAAUCCUAUACUUAAUUUGCCUAAUUCGGUUAUUCAUUUCUUCUUGGAUCUUUUGAAUUAUGCUUCAUGUUGAUUCUUCUUCGUGUUGAUCUUUUGAAUGUUGAAGGCAAGAAGGGCAUUGAGAGCACUUAAAGCAUUGGUGAAGUUACAAGCACUGGUGAGAGGCCACAUUGUGAGGAAGCAAAGUGCGGAUAUGCUGAGGCGCAUGCAAACUUUGGUGCGCCUCCAGGCUCGUGCACGUGCGAGUCGCGUGCACUUGUCUGACAACAUGCCUUCUUUCAAGUCUUCACUUUCUCAUUACCCUGUUCCUGAAGAGUAUGAGUAUCCACUUCGUGCCUAUAGUACAAAAUUUGAUGGAUCUUCUAUCCUCAAGAGAUGUUGUUCCAAUUCAAAUUUUAGGGACAUUGAGUUAGAGAGAGCCCGAUUCGGUUCCAGUUGGUUAGACAGUUGGAUGGAACAAAGUGCGUGGAGCCAAACUGGUAAUGCUUCAAAGAAAAACGGGCACAUAGAUGACGAGAAGAGUGACAAGAUUCUUGAAGUUGAUACUUGGAAGCCACACAUGAAUUCUCACAAUAACAGUAGCAGCUCAUUCAAGGCACCACAACAUUAUUUCGCUCCAGAUUACAGCGACAACUUUCUCAUGGCAUAUGAAUCUCCAUCGAAACGUUCCUCGAAAGCGCUAAAUACAAGUUUCUCAUCUAGGGAAGUGUUGCCCUUAGGUUCUCCUAGAUUCCACAAAGGAAAAGAAGUGGUGAUGGCUUCAAGAACCGCAGAGAAUAGUCCACAAGCAUUUUCGGUCUCAUCUAGGCUCAGUAAUGGUGGAAGGAGAGGCCCUUUUACACCAACAAAGAGUGAGUGUUCUUGGGGUUUCUUCAAUGGAUAUACUAGUCACCCAAGCUACAUGGCUAACACUGAAUCUUCAAGAGCUAAGGUUAGGUCACAAAGUGCUCCAAGGCAAAGGCUUGAGUUUGAGAGAUAUGGUUCAACAAGAAGGAGUUUUCAGAAUCCUUGGGAUGCAAGGCCUAAUCCAAGUUCUGCCUCAAGCCAAUUUAACUGAUUUGGGAGUACCAAAUUAAGAUUAUUCAAGUUUUAUGGUUGAAUUUUAUUAUCUCUACCCCUCUUUUUUCCCAUUUAAAAAAAAAAAGAAAGAAAAGAAAAGAAAAGAAAGAAAGGAGAGGCAUUGUUUUGUUUUGCUUUGGUUGGUUUUUAUUUGUAUGACAAGUGGUUUUAGAUUGUAAGUAGUUCAAUAGUUGACUUGUACUCUUGUAGAAAAAAAAAAUCCUCAAAAAUGAACAAAUAACUUUUUUUUUUA